This is a messenger RNA of Mucor velutinosus, 2049 nucleotides long. RefSeq lists its product as uncharacterized. Gene Ontology annotation, molecular function: syntaxin binding. The coding region runs from base 1 to 2049 and encodes 682 amino acids. The record is from RefSeq and is a predicted model, not a curated record. Gene Ontology annotation, biological process: vesicle-mediated transport; intracellular protein transport. NCBI's taxonomy places the organism in Eukaryota, Fungi, Mucoromycota, Mucoromycetes, Mucorales, Mucoraceae. The transcript is spliced from 10 exons. Gene Ontology annotation, cellular component: plasma membrane; secretory granule.
AUGACCAUGAUCGGGAUAGAUGAGAUUCUCAAAAAGCGUUUCUUGGAGCUAAUCAAGACGGUAAAUCCCACGGGCAGAUGGAAGCUAGUGGUUGUGGAUAGUCUUUCAUCGAAGAUAUUGAAUUCUGCAUGCAAAAUGUACGAUAUUCUCGAGGAAAAUGUUACAUUGGUAGAAAACAUCGAAAAGCCGAGACAGCCUUAUCCCAGUUACGAGGCUAUCUACAUCUUGACGCCUUGCAUCGAGUCCUGUUCUCGUCUAGUAGAUGAUUUUUCACGUAAAGAAGGAAAGAUGUAUGCUGCAGCUCAUGUCCACUUUAUCAAUGCAUUGGAUAACAACACUUUCAACGAGUUCACUCGUCUUUUGAACGCAGCUAAUGCAGCUAACGAUAUUAGAAGCUUAAAGGAAAUGUACGUCGACUUUCUAGUUCGAGAGAACUGCGUCUAUACGUUGGACGAUCAACGAAAGUUUCUUGGUUUGUUUGGAGGAUAUGAUACCAGCCCAGGACAGAUUGAACCCCAGCUGGAUGAUAUAGCUAAACAGCUUUUGUGUGUUUGUGUUACUAUUGGUGAAAACCCUUUGAUUAGAUACCACCGUCCUUUGGAUAUCAAAGAAACUAUCAAUCGUAGAAUCCCCGAGCAUUUGGCCAAACUGGUUCAGUCUGAGCUAGACAACUUUUGCGCCACCAAUCCUGAAUUUCCUCCUCCCAGAGAUCCUCCACUUCCCAGCGGUACCUUAAUUAUCCUGGAUCGUACCAUUGAUCCCAUUUCACCAUUCUUGCAUGAAUUCACCUAUCAAGCCAUGAUUGCCGAUUUAUUGGAAGUAGAAGAGAUUCCAGCAGGCCUUAAAUAUGAAUACAAAUAUACGCAAGAAGACGGCACCACCCAAGAUCAAGAAGUGACUCUUGUAGAGCAAGACCCAGUUUAUACCAACAUCCGCCACAUGCACAUUGCCAACACAACAGAGAAGCUAAUCAGUGAUUUCAAUGCGUUUAUCAAUGAAAACAAAAUCUCUGGUACUGGCGGUCCCGCUACUGCUGUCAGUCUGAACGACAUGAAGAAUAUGAUCAGCAAUUUACCUCAAUUUCAAGAAAUGAAAACUCGAUUUUCAGCCCAUAUGAACAUUGCCAGUGAAUGUAUGCAGGAAUUCAAGAAUCAAAAUUUGGAAGAAAUUGGUCUGUUGGAGCAGGACAUGGCAUGUGGCGAAACGCCCGAAGGCGAAAAGCCUAAAAAUUUGGUAGAAUCUUUGACUCCUAUUCUGGAUGAUCCCUUGACCUCUCAGAUGGUGAAGACUCGGUUGAUCUUGCUCUGGAUUGCAACAUCUGAUACUGUCGAUCCGGAGGACCUGGAAACACUAUUGGCCGUUGCCCGUCUAGAACAAGAGUAUAAGGAUGCUAUCGAGAACAUCAAGCUACUAGGUGUCCAAUUGUCCAAAUCAGCCAAUCGACAAGGUAAAAAGAUGAAAAAGAGCUGGAAAAAGAAGGUCAAUCCUCAGCAAGAGGUACCCUUUGACCUGUCUCGCUAUGUUCCUGUUGUCAAGCGUAUUAUGGAAGGACACAUUGACGGAAGCAUUGACCAGAGCUUAUUCCCGAAUAACAUCCGCAAUGUCAAGCAACAUAAUACCAGAAAAGAUACAACCGAAGCAGUUAAAGAAGUGCCCAAGUUAAGAGUUUACAAGACUCAAUGGCAUAAAAAAUCGACUGGGGCUAAUGCUGCUGUCAAACCACCUUCUGGACCACCCAUCAUCAUAUUCAUCGUAGGAGGCAUGACUUACUCUGAAAUCCGAUCAGCAUACGAGAUUGCAGAAACAUUUGAUCGAGAAGUUUACAUUGGUUCUACUCACAUCAUCACACCCGACAAGUUUGUAGAGGACAUUGGUAAAUUGGAUAAGAGAUUGCCACCACAAACAAGCGUUGUUCCACCUUACAAAGGUUCCAUUCACAAGUCAAAUACCGGAAAUGUGAACAAGACACUUCCACCUCGAACCACUUCUUCAAUCACUAAUGCAAGCAGCAGCACAUCGAAAGGGCAUAAGAUACUAGGCAAAUGGUAG